Messenger RNA from Maylandia zebra (zebra mbuna), 8113 nucleotides. It is a transcript of the gene unc5db, whose product is annotated as unc-5 netrin receptor Db. Gene Ontology annotation, cellular component: membrane. Gene Ontology annotation, biological process: axon guidance; netrin-activated signaling pathway. The record is from RefSeq and is a predicted model, not a curated record. Gene Ontology annotation, molecular function: netrin receptor activity; protein binding. NCBI's taxonomy places the organism in Eukaryota, Metazoa, Chordata, Actinopteri, Cichliformes, Cichlidae.
GCACGUCUCCCCUGCUGCGCACACACGCACAGCAAAAGUGAAGUGAAGAUGCUUUUUCCCUUUCGACAAAUAGUCCAGCCCGCCAGCCGUUCACUUCUCCUGCUGCCGCUGCUCCUCCUUCUCCCAACAGAGCGUCCAACUGUCCGCUUCCCUGGUUUACACGAGGAACUUGCGCUGCCGGGGCUCGUCCAGCUCGGAGGAGGAGGCAAGAGCAGGCAUCAGAGACCCGGAGCACCGUCAGCUCUAUAGCGUAUCCGUGGAGAGCUACGCGUCGGUAUGGGCACGCUGACAAAAGGACGUUACCUCGUUCUGAGGGGGCUCCUGCUGCUUAUUUAUUGCACAGCAUCGGUUAUUUCCAAAGGUGGUGCCACAGGUGAUGCUCAACCAGAUGCUGUACCUUCGGUACAGGGCACCCUGCCCCACUUCAUCCAGGAGCCGGAGGAUGCCUACAUUGUCAAAAGUAACCCUAUCAAGCUGCGCUGUCGAGCUGUGCCUGCCUUACAGAUCUUCUUCAAAUGCAAUGGGGAGUGGGUUCAUCAGAACGAGCACUUCUCUCACGAGUACAAGGACCUCAACACUGGACUGAAGGUGCGUGAAGUGAUGAUCAACGUGUCACGCCAGCAGGUGGAAGAUUUCCAUGGCCCCGAGGACUACUGGUGUCUCUGUGUUGCCUGGAGCCACUUGGGCACAUCCAAGAGUCGAAAGGCUACUGUUCGCAUCGCUUACCUGAGGAAAAACUUUGAGCAGGACCCCCAGGGGAAGGAGGUCCCAAUCAAUGGGAUGAUCGUUCUGCACUGUCGUCCUCCGGAGGGAGUGCCCACUGCAGAGGUGGAGUGGCUGAAAAAUGAAGAGCUGGUGAGUUCCCUGACGGAUGACAAAAUCGACACCCGAGCCGACCACAACCUCAUCAUCAACGAAGCGCGCCUGUCCGACUCAGGCAACUACACCUGUCUGGCCAGCAACGUUGUGGCAAAGAGACGUAGCGCCACGGCAACUGUGAUAGUCUUUGUGAAUGGCGGCUGGUCCCUGUGGACGGAGUGGUCGGCCUGUAAUGCGCCAUGUGGGCGGGGUGUCCAGAAGCGAUCUCGGACCUGCACGAACCCGGCACCACUGAAUGGCGGGACCUUCUGCGAGGGCAUGUCCGUACAGAAGAUCACUUGCAACGCGCCCUGUCCAAUUGAUGGAGGCUGGAAUGAGUGGAGCCAGUGGACAGUGUGCAGCAGUCAGUGUGAGAGGCAGCGAACUCGGGAAUGCAACUCCCCAAUACCCAGACACCGAGGCAAAAUGUGCGAAGGGAACAGUGAGGCCACUGAGAACUGCACAGAUGGACUGUGUACCCAGAAUCGAAAGCUGCUACAUGACGUUAAACCUCAAAGUAUGGAGAGCUCCAAUGAUGUGGCUCUGUACUCAGGCCUUGGAGCCGGCAUAAUCACCGUUGCAAUCCUUGUGGUGGCUGUCAUGCUGUACAGGAAAAAUCACAGCGAGUACGGCGUGGACGUUAUUGACUCCUCUGCGCUCACCGGGGGUUUCCAGUCUUUCAACUUCAAGAACACCAGACAAGGAAACCCGUUGCUUCUCAACUCCUCCAUGCAGCCAGACUUAACAGUGGGCCGGACAUACAGCACUCCCCUCUGCUUCCAGGACAGCACAGAUAAAGAGCUCUUUGACCCCCUGCCAGACAUCAAGGUCAAAGUUCAGAGCUCCUUUAUGGUUUCACUAGGUGUGGCCGAGAGGGCGGAGUUCCACGCCAAAGCCCCAGCCGAGACCUUCCCGCGAGAUCUGAGCCGGGACUAUUGCAGCACCAUGGACAGAAGGAAGAAGGGCCUGCUUACCCUCAAUGGGCCCUUCAGCUCCUGCAAAGAGCCGCUGAGGACCACCGGUGUGUUUGGUCACCAUGGAGGGAGGCUGGUUGUGCCAAACACAGGGGUCAGCCUCCUGGUGCCUCAUGGAUCCGUGGCUGAAAAUAUGUCCUGGGAGAUGUACAUGGUGAUCAAUCAGGGAGAAGCAAGUGUCCAAACACUGGACAGCUGUGAAAUCCUCCUGGGCCCAGAAGUAACAUACGGACCUCCUGGCCUGGAUCUCUUCUGCCCGGUGGCCAUGACCAUCGCCCACUGUGCAGAGGUGGACGCCGAGAACUGGAACAUCCAGCUCAAGAGGAGAACCCAGGACAGCAAAUGGGAGGAAGUGAUGUCAGUGGAGGAGGAAUCCACCUCAUGUUAUUGCCUGAUGGACUCGACAAGCUGCCACUUGCUGCUGGACCAGCCAGGUUCUUACGCCCUCGUGGGUGAGCCCCUGACGCAGGCUGCCAUCAAGAGGCUGAAGCUGGCUGUGUUCGGAACCAUGGAGGUUGGCUCCAUGAGCUACACCUUGCGGGUGUACUGUGUGGACGACACGCCACAUGCCUUUCAGGGAGUGGUGGCUGCAGAGAAGACCAGAGGCGGUCAGCUCCUCGAGGAGCCAAAGAUGUUGCCUUUCCGAGCGAACACCUUCAGCCUGCAGGUGUCCAUCCAGGAUGUUCCCCAGUUUCUAUGGAGCAUCAAACCCUUUACCACAUGUCAGGAAUUCUCCUUCCCCCAAGUGUGGUGCAGCAACCAGCAGCCCCUGUACUGUGCCUUCUCUCUGGAGAGAUACAGCCCUGUCACCGCCCAGCUCUCCUGCAAAAUCAGCGUGCGCCAGGUCAAAGGCCAUGAGCAGAUUCUGCAGGUCUAUACGGCUGUGGCCGAGACCGAAAAGGAGUCAGUUCCAUUUUUUAUGCAGACAGACUGCACCAUCACGUCCCAGACGGGGCCCAAGGCCUUCAAAAUCCCCCUGUCCAUCCGCCAGAGGAUCUGUGCCACCUUCGACACUGCCAACGCCAAGGGCAAGGACUGGCAACUCUUAGCCCAAAAGCUCCACUUAGAUCGAAACCUGGGGUAUUUUGCAAAGCAGCGGAGUCCGUCUGCAGUCAUACUAAGCCUGUGGGAGGCUCGUCACCAGGACACUUCUGACCUUGACUCUCUAGCCAGUGCCCUGGAGGAGAUUGGAAAGAUCCACUCCAAAAGUUCCCCCAAGGACCAGGACGAGUGCGAAUCUGACUCCAUUCACAUAGAAGCAAGCAGUCUGUACGGAACAGGCAGACUAACCAGUCAGAAUACAGAGGACUGCGCUUCUGAAUACACGGGCUGAGAGAGGAGAGAGAGCCAGUAAAAACUGACAGACUGACGUAUAUAUCUGUGUACGCACACAGUCAGUGAUGGACAACACACUGCGGCGGUGCAGUAGAAGGUCACGAGGUGAGUAGACGGUGCCAGUGUUCAACACGGCGACCGAUCACAACAGGUCGAGGUGAGCUGGCACCUGCUGUGGAUCUGCCCCUCUCUUUUAAGAACCCGUCUGAGGCUGGACUGUAAAUCUUUGUCUGCCUUUCCACUCAGUCCUUUCUGUUUGUUUCUAACUUCUUUUAAUUUAGGUUGAUGUGAAUUUAUUCCCCUUUGUGUCUGCUAUUGUCUGAAACCGCGUUAGAGGAGAAGGGAGCUCCUUUUCCAGCAGUCCACACGCUUGCAUAUAAGUCUGAAUAUGCAAAUAAGAUGAUACAACUGUGGCGUAAUGUUAGUCACCUAUGUUUGAUCUGACACUCCCCUUCCCGUGUCAACAAAUGAAAAAGGACUUAAAAGCUAGUUUUUCUUUUCUUUUAAUGUCCACUGUUAUAUUUUUAAUGGGAAGCUCCUGAUUGCUUAAAUGUUGUGAUAGUGAACUUUCAAGGCAGGUAUCUUCAAAAUCACCUGGUUUUAUUUAAAAAAAAAAAAAUCCCAAAACCGAAAUUUCAGCACUUAUGUGAUCAUUUAUGCAAAAAAUAAUCAUAAAUAUAUCAUCCCCAGUUGUACUCGGAAAAAAAGUAAGAAAGAAAACGAGCCGUUGGUUGUGGCGUAAUGUGGCAGAGUGAGAUUUCUAACCGUGGCAUUACAAUUCAUUACAGUUGCCUCCUGCGGCAGAUAGAGAGGGAGGAAGCUGUAAAACAUCAUUUCCUGGCACCGCGGAGAGGUCAUCGCUAUGUCUUAUCAUCCACUUCCCACCAUUAACACCCGUCACACAGACCUCAUAUCAGGCCCUGACACACCCAGCUGCCCCCAUGUCUACCACCCACCCACACAAGUACACAACUCACACACCACACUGACAUUUCGCGGCUGUAGAGGUCACAUAUUUUCAUAUUAUUCAAAAAACAACAAAGGAAUACAGACAGUGUCAGACAUAUAUAACAUACAGUAACAGUAUAUAAGGUAUAUAAAUCCUACGCCAUGCUGAGGGAAUAAGGGAAAAUGUCAUAGUCAUGUGAGGUAAUGGUAAGUGAAACUUUUGAUGACCUCCAGGUCAGAAUAGAUUGAAAUGUUAACCCCUCAUCUUUAUAUUUGAACACACACUAAGGUUGAAGCUGUCAGAGCUUUAGCUGGUGUUUGUAGAAAAGUGUUUUUGUAAUUAUUUAAGACUCUUAAUUCAAGGUUCAAUUAAGUACUUUUUAUCUCCAAAAGUUGAUUCUGUUCAUCUGGACGUAGCGUUUUGUGGGAGAAACGUUUCUGAUGAAUAUAUCUGAUGUAUUUUUUACAUCAGAUAUAUUCAAAAACAACACCCAGUGUUCUUGCAGCGGAGAGAUUUGUAUGAGUGAAAUCACAGCGGGUCUCAUAACAACCUUCACCUUGCCAGAGAGGUGCAUGCUGGGUGAAUAAGGCCAAAUUAUGCAAAAUUAUAUUUUCGCACGUACUCCUGGCAGUCUCUAGCCGUGAACUUUCAGGUUAGAAUUUUCUGAUAUGUGCCACUGUCUGCAACCCUGGUGAACGGAAUGUCCUUUGCUCUACGCCUAGCAAUGAAAAAUUCCACCGAGAGUCUCACUAAUUUAUACUGAAACAGAAGAGUGCCAGCAAGUGACAAGAGUGGAGCUGUAGUGGAAGGUUAGAAUAGUUGAAUGAUGGCAGGAGGGGAAAACAGACCUGAAUUUUAACCAAACUAAACACUUAUCACACAUAUCUAAAAGGUUGUUUAAGGUCUUAAGUGACUUUAAGUUAUAAUAUAUUACCUAGACUUGUUGGUGAGACUUGUGGGAGCUGUUUUUGUACAACUUUUAUAAAUCAGACAUAAAUCUACCCAAAAAACAUUUGGCUGAUAUAAAAACAAAAUACAAUGAGGUAACACAGAGAGCAGGCGAAUGGAACAGCCCAACCGGCACCUAUAUUGAAUUUUUCUGAAAACAUCCUGUUGUCAACAUUAGCUUAUGAUUUUACAGUUUUACAGGCCUCACGCUAACUGUAUGGAAAUCUAACUUUAAUUUAACUUUGAUAAAAAGUUGGCAAAAGAAAAUGUACUUUAUUUUGAAAAAACUAAUUGCCAGGUUUUGUGUGCUUUUAGACUGUUUGCAGAGGCAGCAUUAAAAAGUCAGAGUGGGUGAUACAUUUUUAUUGUUUUAUGUAAAAUAAAACGUAAUGUGGACAUGUAGACCAGAAGGUUGGUAAUAUUGCUAUUAUCAAUAUUAUACUUAAACAAAACUAAACCUAAAAAUAAAACGAGAUAAACAUUUUUGUUAACUAAAAUCAAAAUAUAAAUCUGGACUUGUGAGGGUAAAAAUCAAACUAACUGAAAUGAUUAUCUGAAAUUUGAAACUAAAAAAGAAUCCAGAUAAAUGCAAUAUUCUUAGUUUUUAUUUGUCAGCUUGAUAAAAUUUAUUAUCAUAACUUGAAACAUUGAUAGAUUUGGUUUUGGAUUUGGAUGUCUGUACGAGUCAUCUGCUUUCCAAAAACUCUGUGUUUUUAUUAGAAAAACUUCUUUUUUUUUUUGCUUAUCAGCACUGAUUUUUCUAAAUCAUGCCUUUCGCAUAUACCAUACAUACAAUAAUAAUUAAAAAGACUGAAACUAAUAAAAACUAAACUGGAAAGAACAAUGACACAAGUCAGAAAUGAAAAAAAAGAAAAAAAGAAAGAAAAUACAAAACUACAAUAUAAUCUGACGAUUUUAAGCUAACCUGAAUAGCUAAUAUACAAAAAUGUGUGUUUGGUAUACUUACAGGUAAGUAGAGUGGAGUUAAGUAUGGGUAUAAUUCAGAUGUUUAGCAUUUGGUCCCUUAAAACAUGUCAGAUUUGACCUGUUUCAACUCUUAAAUCAUUAUCAGGACAAAGACACACAGUGUGCAAUUUUGAGUGUGCUAUAGCUAGGUUUCUAUCCAAAAGCAAAUUUGAACACAAUUUAGAGCGAAGGUAGAUUUACUGGGAAGAACACUGUAGCUGAAUAUUUUAGAUGAAAGGUUUUUUGUUUGUUUGUGUUUUUUCCUGUAACAUGAUCUUUGAACGCUAAUGUGACAAUAACCAUUAAAUGUACUGUAACUGUGUGUUGGUUUUAUUUGAAAAUAAGCAUGCCACUUUCCAGUAAGGCUACAUUUCAGCAUUCAAUCAAAUACCAACUCUUCAAAUUUUCAUUUUCAAGACAGAGAAACAGAAAAUGGGUCAUUUUUAACCUCUACAUUAUAAUGCAUAGUGAAAUUUAGUAACAGUAACAGAUUUGGAUAAAAAUGAACAAAAUAGAAUCUCAGACCAAUCCCCAGCAUUGACAUUCAUUGGUAUUACUAAAACAUACAGAGUUAUAGAUGUUAGCCUACUCAGAAUAAUAAAAUGUUGGCUAUAGAUAAACUAAAUGACUGAGGCACUAUAAAUGCUGUUUUUUGUUGUUUAUUUAUUCAGCCUUUUGUAUCAGGAAAAGGAAAACAACGAAUUCUUCAUUAUAACAACUGAACCAUUUUCAGCUCUUUAUCGCCCUGUCUUUAGCAAGUACAAAAUUGGUCUGAUGCAACAAGUGAAGAUCAACCACUGCCACUGUUAUACAACAACACAACAGGCAAUACUAUAUUGCUUACAUUACUGUAACUAAAUAAUAACCAAAUCAAUUAUUAUUUGACAAAGUUACAGAUAUACUAACUGGGAAAACACUGGGAUUCAGCCCCUAAAAAUCAAAAACUAGCUGAUCUCCUGUUCAUGCUGGGUACAACUAAUAGCAGUUCCACACAGCAGUCUAAGAAUAGCAGAAGAGAAGACUAACCAAAUGAUUUUUAUGGUCCAGGUGCUGAUACUUUUUGAUCAAGGUACAUAGACAGUUCCCUACCUGUGAAUCUAGUCCUUCAGCAUUUUUCAUCUAAGUUCAAUUUUCUUGACUAUUUUUGCAACAAAGAGAGGGAAACAAACUCUUGCUCGGUGGUUCAUCACAACUUAUAUGGUCACCUGGAAUACACCGCUGGCACUGUACAUGUGAAAGGUUACAUCCAUCCGCUUUUAUUUCCCUGCAUCAUUUCUAUGCAUUUGUAAUCAGUUUCAAUUCAUUUAUUCUGUAAUUGAAGCUUGUGAAGUGAAGAAUAUGAAAGGUAAUCUUUUGUUUGUCUUUUUUUUAUCUUUUAAUUGUGACUAACUGGAGUUUGCUUUUCAUUCCUACAAGUGGAGUGUCAGAAAAGGAAACGUGUGCUUUUGUAAUGCUUAGCGGUGGCUUAUGUCGCAUCAAGAGCAUCUUGUCUGUGUGGUACACACAAGCAAACUCAACGUGCACCUUCAUCCUGGAUGUGUAUCAGCUGUGUCUACUGUAUCCCAUUGACACGUUGAAAUUCAGUUCUUUGAUAAGUGAGCUCAUACACACUCUUACACAAACAUAUUUUCACUGUGUAUAAUGCUUUGGUGUAAGACUAACCCUGUUUCAUGAGACAAAACCUUCACUGUUGCAUCCAUGACUUCCCGUCACCUGAGUUGGUUGGUCCGAUGUUCUUUCCUGCUUCACGCAUGGCCUUCGGCUUCAUAUCACUAUUCUUGUGCCUUGUUUAACUACUGUAAAUGGUGAAUGUUUGUAAAGUACAGAUGGGGAUAAAAAAAAAAAAGAACAAUUAAUCAUACUGACUUACAUUAAAGAUAUAAGUUGAAAAAAGUAUUUAAGAUUAUAAUAAUGAAUAGGCUGCAGAGCUUUUCUAGUGCUGAACAGCUAUGUUUGGUAAUGCCAGGGCAGCUUUGCGGUAUACUGUAUCUAUAAUUAUGGACAUUUUGGAUGUUUUCUGUACAGUAGAAUUUGCAAAUGUAUAUGCAGCCUUUUGGAAAUAAAUGUACAGUUGAAAGAUCAA